AUGCCAGCGCUCGAUCUUAAGGGAUGUCUAGAUGACUCACCUAAAUUUAGAAAACGUAUAGCUGUUUAUGAAGAUUCAAUCCAACACUUUGAAUUUUCACUAAAGACGCUUACAAAACUGACCCGUCUUCAAGUUGAUUCGUCUACUGAGUAUAGCCAGAGACAGCAAGAACUAGCAACCGAUUUCACUUCCUUUGCACAAUCCCAGGAUGACCCUAUUAUUGCCCAUGCUUUGGAAAAAUUUGGAAAAUCGAUGAUUGAAGUAGAGAAAUGCCGAACUAUGUUUGUAAGUCGAAUGGGACAAGCUGCUUAUAAUCCUGAUGUUAAACCUGUCAUUCAGAAUUCGCAUGUGACAGAAACCUUUAUCAGUCCAUUAGAAAAGUUUGUAAAAGAAACUCUUUUUCCAAUAAAGGAACUUAAGAAACGAUUCGAGAAAGCAAGUGAUGAAGUUGACUCUGUGUUGAGCCGUUAUAUGGGGAAAAAACCUAAAGAUCCCACUAUUCUAGAGACUGCAAAAGAACUUGCUGAUGCACGAAAGGGCUUCUAUCAAGUGUAUAUGGAAUAUGUAUCCAAGCUUAAUGAUAUUGAGGCAAAAAAGAAGGUUGAUUAUAUGGAAAACGUUCUUGCCUAUAUGUACACGAAAUCUGCAUUCCAUCAUCAAAGUUACGAAAUUUUAAAGGAUUUAGAACCUUAUAUGCGUGAUCUUACAGGUUUACUUAAUGAUACACGGCAAAGACAUGACGAAGAGACAUCAGAAUCUUCAGAGUAUCAAGAUCUUUGCGCACAGAGCGCUGUAGAUAUAUAUAAUCCUUUAAACGCUGUAUCUUCUUCGACCGUUUCCUCCCCAGGAAUCACAGUACCUUACCACAAUACCACUGAAAACCCAAACAAGUCCGGAUAUUUAUUUGAGCGUAAGGGAGGGCGUGUAAUGCAAAGCUGGAUUCGUAAAUAUUUUAGUAUCGAAGGAGAAUAUCUUGUGUGCUCAAUGCGUAAUACCAAGACAUCCAAAGACGAUGAUCAGUCUGCAUCCUACAACUUGCGAGUAUGCAGUAUUAAAUUGAGUGAUUCUUAUGAUCGCCGUUUCUGCUUUGAGUUGAUUUCACCCCAAAGAAUUAUUGUUUUGCAAGCAGAGAAUGAGAAAGACAUGCAUGAAUGGGUUAAUAGUUUAAGAAUGGUUAAUCAAAAAGCAUUAAAUUCAGAUAAGGCGCCACCCCCACUACCAUCUCUUCACAGACGAGGUGUUUCUGAUGUAACCCCAGUUAUUAAGUUAAACGGAUUCUCUGGGUCUUCGGGAACUGUUUCAGAUAGUGAUAAGGAACUGCUAAAGAUGGUACGAGAAAAACCUGGGAACGAUAAAUGUGCAGACUGUCAGGCUAGAGAACCGGAAUGGGCCAGCACAAACUUGGGAGUAAUUGUGUGCAUUGAUUGCUCUGGUAUCCAUCGAAGUCUUGGCGUACAUGUCAGUAAAGUUCGAUCUGUUGUGCUUGACAAAUGGGAAACUGAAUCUAUAGAGGUUAUGCUUGAGCUUGGAAAUACAAUUGGAAAUAGUAUAUUCGAAGAACACGUACCAAGUGAUAUGGAAACAUUUAGAAUCAACCCUAAUUCCUCUCCAAUCGAGCGAGACUUGUGGAUUACUGAAAAAUAUGUCAAACGAUCUUUUGUUGCUCACAAGGAUGAUAAAGCACAAGAAACAGUGAACCAGACAUUCUGGGAUGCUAUUACUGAAGGUAAUUUGGCAGAGGGACUUCGCUAUUUGGCCAGAGGAGCCAAUGUAGACUACAGGAACCCAAAUGAGCACCUACAGACACCGUUACACAGAUCGGUUCAACUGGGUAAUGAAGUUUCAGUCGAAUUUUUGCUUCAAUGGUCCAGCAAUGUGAACGAAAUAGACGAAAAUGGGUGGACAAACCUCCAUUAUGCAGCAAAUUCUAAUAAUGUCAGACUUGUACUGGGAUUGCUCAAAAGACAUGCAAAGGCAGAUAUAAAGGAUGAAUCCGGAAAGACAUCACUUGAUCUUGCAGUGGAACAUCAAAACGUCCAGGCUGUUACUGCCCUACGACUAUUUGCCUUUGACAAGCAGCACAAUUCAUCCCCUGCAAACUCAUUAGAUUUUGGAUUCCGGGAGGCCAUGUCGUCCUUUAAGCAAAACUAUAGUUUCGAACGAAGCCAUGGUACCUCACACUCUGCCCUUGAUUUGAGACAAACCAAAUCUCAUUCCCCUAAAGAAAGCUCUAGUCUCCAUGAGACGGGGAGCAAAUUAUUACGUUCUGAUAGUUCUCAGUAG
Molecule: messenger RNA, 2283 nt
Organism: Phycomyces blakesleeanus NRRL 1555(-)
Lineage: Eukaryota; Fungi; Mucoromycota; Mucoromycetes; Mucorales; Phycomycetaceae
Exons: 17
Coding region: 1-2283 (760 amino acids)
Cellular component (GO): cytoplasm
Molecular function (GO): GTPase activator activity; protein binding
Source: RefSeq, a predicted model, not a curated record